UUAUGGUUGUUCAAAAUCGGAAUGUUGGAUUAAUGCAGAGGAGCAGACGAUUUUCAAGACAAAGUUUCCAUCUCCGAAGUUUGGCACGGAGGUUCGGCGGAGAAACAUGGCCGAAGGUGGUGAGGGCAAAGGAGACGGAGAACCGGGGACUCUGUCCGAGCCGGAAGACGGUACACAAGCCCACUGCAUGCGCGGAACAGGCCACUGCAAGUGGUUCAACGUGCGGAUGGGCUUCGGAUUUAUAUCGAUGACCAGUCGCGAAGGAUAUCCUGUUGAUCCUCCCAUGGAUGUAUUUGUACACCAAAGCAAGCUGCACAUGGAGGGCUUCCGCAGCCUGAAGGAGGGGGAGGCCGUGGAGUUCAGCUUCAAGAAGUCCUCCAAGGGCCUGGAGUCCGUGCAGGUCACGGGGCCGGCAGGAGCGCACUGCGUGGGCAGCGAGAGGAGACCCAAGGGGAAGACGGUGCUGUACAAGCGGAAGCCAAAGGGAGAUCGAUGCUAUAACUGUGGAGGUCUGGACCACCAUGCCAAAGAGUGCAGUCUCCCACCCCAGCCAAAGAAGUGCCACUACUGCCAGAGCAUGUCCCACAUGGUGGCCCAGUGCCCCCACCGGGCAUCGAUGCCUGCUGCUGCUGCUGCCGCCACCACCACGAGCACUCAGGGAAGAGCCGGCACUGACCUCCACACCUCUACCUCCGGGCCCCAGGCCAGCGCCCGCCUCUCCCCGCAGGAGGCCUCCUCCAGCAGCAAGUCCUCCAGCUCGCCUGAGGAGGGCCUGCCCAGGACCCCCACCACCAGAGCAGCAGCGCGCAGGAGGAGGAGAUGCUGA
This is a messenger RNA of Sardina pilchardus (European sardine), 826 nucleotides long. Its product is annotated as protein lin-28 homolog B-like. Gene Ontology annotation, biological process: pre-miRNA processing. The record is from RefSeq and is a predicted model, not a curated record. The coding region runs from base 107 to 826 and encodes 239 amino acids. The transcript has 4 exons. NCBI's taxonomy places the organism in Eukaryota, Metazoa, Chordata, Actinopteri, Clupeiformes, Clupeidae. Gene Ontology annotation, molecular function: zinc ion binding; mRNA binding. Gene Ontology annotation, cellular component: cytoplasm; nucleus.